Molecule: messenger RNA, 228 nt
Organism: Kwoniella botswanensis
Lineage: Eukaryota; Fungi; Basidiomycota; Tremellomycetes; Tremellales; Cryptococcaceae
Exons: 2
Coding region: 1-228 (75 amino acids)
Source: RefSeq, a predicted model, not a curated record
AUGUCAACAAGAUCUAAUACAUCUUUGGAUAUACCUCUUCGUCCAGGUGGAUCAUUCAUUCGAACCACUCCUUCUGAAAGUCGACCCUCAACCUCAGACACGACUGGGUGGAGAUCUGGUCAAACAUUCCAUACUUCCGCUGGGUCAUUCACCUUCAAUUCGGAUGGGACCUUCAGAUACGCUCCUUUAGGUACCGAUUCGCGUCCUAUGUAUAAUAAGGCUGAUUAA